Cavenderia fasciculata is the source of this 666-nucleotide messenger RNA. RefSeq lists its product as uncharacterized. Lineage: Eukaryota; Evosea; Eumycetozoa; Acytosteliales; Cavenderiaceae. Bases 1 to 666 code for a protein of 221 amino acids. The transcript has a single exon. The record is from RefSeq and is a predicted model, not a curated record.
AUGAUCGCAACAACUUCAAGUACAACAAGUUCGGAUUCCAAAGAGGACAAAGAAAUAAUUGGAGAUUAUAAAUUAUUUUUAGAUUUAUUGUUUCAAGGUAUUAAAGGAUUAGGAAUUAAUGUAGAUGGAUUAGAGCUGGAUCAUCUAUGUUAUAGAGUAUCACUUGAAGAAUACUAUGAUGUUAAAAAGAAUGAAAUCCUAUCAAGUGGUCAUGAAAUGUUGACAGAGGUUAAUUACAAUGGUCGUCGUAUAUCUUCUUUUAAACUUACUCAACCUAUUCUAUACGAGUACCAAAGUAACAAUGGAACUAGUGAAACCAAAGUAAUCCCACUACUAGAAUUACCAUCACACAAACCAUCAAAACCACAACUAGACGGCUUGGAACACUUUUAUUUUGUGACAUCUCAGUCAUUCCAAGAUAUCAAACAUCAACAUGACCAAGCUGUAAAGGCAUCGAAUGGUAGAUUCACAUGGGUUGAAAUUGAUAUUGCCAACAAAUUCAAUCCCAACAUUGAAUUGGAAAUGGAAUUAAGUAAGGAUGAAAAGAUAGCUCUCAACACUCCAAAAGAAGUUAUUGAUAAUCGUAGAUCUAUUUCUGUUAAAUUUCAUCCAAAAUCCCUUCAAGAUAUGAUUGAUGAAGAGAAAAAGAAAGAAGUAGAAAAAUAA